Molecule: messenger RNA, 905 nt
Organism: Glycine soja
Lineage: Eukaryota; Viridiplantae; Streptophyta; Magnoliopsida; Fabales; Fabaceae
Product: cyclin-U4-1-like
Exons: 2
Coding region: 56-664 (202 amino acids)
Biological process (GO): regulation of cyclin-dependent protein serine/threonine kinase activity
Molecular function (GO): protein kinase binding
Source: RefSeq, a predicted model, not a curated record
CACAUCAUGACAAUUUCAAACAUUGUUGUUCCAUCAAAGCUUUGGCAAAAUUUCCAUGGCAGAGGAGGAGAGUCCAAGUGUGAUGCCAAAAGUGAUCACCUUCCUCUCCUCUCUUCUUGAAAGGGUGGCUGAGUCAAAUGAUCACAACCAACGGCACCAGAAGAUCUCAGUGUUCCAUGGCUUGACAAGGCCAAACAUCUCAAUUCAGAGCUACCUUGAGAGAAUCUUCAAGUACGCCAACUGCAGCCCCUCGUGCUUCGUCGUCGCCUACGUCUACCUCGACCGAUUCACUCAGAGACAACCCUCCCUUCCCAUCAACACCUUCAACGUGCACCGUUUGCUGAUCACUAGUGUCAUGGUAGCUGCCAAGUUCAUGGAUGACAUGUACUACAACAAUGCUUACUAUGCAAAAGUUGGGGGAAUCACCAAAAUAGAGAUGAAUUUUCUUGAGUUGGAUUUCCUGUUUGGUUUGGGUUUCCAUUUAAAUGUAACCCCAGGCACCUUCCAAGCCUACUGUGUCAAUCUCCAAAGAGAAAUGUUGUUGAUCCAACAACCUCUAAAUUUUGCAGAUUCCACCCUAAAUUUAGGAAAAUCACUAAAGGCCCACUUGUGCUUCAAUGAGGAUGAAUCUUCUCAUCAAAAGCAACAACAGCUAGCGGUUUGAUUCCUUGCAUUUUCUCAAUGCAUGUAGUAUGGUUGACUAGUUGUAAAUGUAGUGAUUCUAUUACAGACUGGCCGGUAAACUACUUUUCCUUGUGCAAUCCGCUUCCUCCUUUUUUAUUCUAAUUCUUUCUACUUUUUUCUUUUGUUACUUUCUUAAGUUUGGUAUAUUAUUUGGUAGUGUAGACAAACUUGUCUCAAUACAGUCUCACAAGUAAAAGUCUGGUAUUUUUUUUUAAAUUUAA